This is a messenger RNA of Pararge aegeria (speckled wood butterfly), 2662 nucleotides long. Its product is annotated as cubilin. The record is from RefSeq and is a predicted model, not a curated record. Bases 66 to 2543 code for a protein of 825 amino acids. NCBI's taxonomy places the organism in Eukaryota, Metazoa, Arthropoda, Insecta, Lepidoptera, Nymphalidae. Gene Ontology annotation, cellular component: plasma membrane. The transcript is spliced from 17 exons.
GGUGAUUUGUGCUGGGCAGCGUACAGCCGCGGCGCAAUCACACAUGCUGACGAUAUGGAUACAGUAUGGCCGCGGCACAUUGGCUCAACUCGCUCGGUUAUCUGUCACAGUCGCUGCUAUGUCUCCUCGCAACAACUCUUCAGGUCACAAGCGUGCUCGCGGGAGAGACCACGGAGCUCUCAAGUGUGGCUUCGAUCGCCGAACCCUCGCCUACUAAGCUCCCAAAGUGCGACCGUACAUUCGUGAGUCGCGGCGGACUCGGGAACGGCACGUAUCACGCGCCCGAGCUCCACAACCCCAGCAAUCACAGUCGUCAGUGCCUCUAUACGUUCCUAUCGGCUCCGGGCCAACGGGUGUUGGUCGACUUCCGCACCUUCGACCUCCGGGGCAAGCCGCCAGAUGGAGCGGCAGUGGGGGAGCUUCCAGCGUGCAUGCACGAGUACAUGGACAUCUACUCGGAGAUGGUGUCGCUGGAGGCGGGCGAGCUAGUCAACUCCGCCUUCGGUGGACGUUUCUGUGGACCGAUCCCACCACGCCGCCGCGUAUCCCUUCACCGCGCAGUCGCGCUCGCAUUUUUUACCGAUCUUACCUACACGCCGCCUACACUUUUCGCAGGAACCUAUCGCUUCAUCAACGCAUCGGAGUUCGAAGUGGGGACCCCGGUGCCGAACACGCUGUGCUCGUUCGUGAUCGAGGCGAGCAAGCGCAAGACGGGCCUGCUGCUGUCCCCGACGUACCCGGGAAUCUACCCGAAGGACAUCGUGUGCAACUACCAGUUCAAGGGCCAGCCCGGCCAACGCAUUCGACUCGAAUUCCGAGACUUCGACCUAUUUUUCGGCGGACCACACUGCCCGUUCGACUGGGUACGCGUGUACGACGGGCCCGACAACUCGUCGGCCGUAAUCGGCACAUACUGCGGCCAGCAGCGCAACCUAGUGUUGUACUCGAGCGACGAGCGCCUCCUAGUCACCUUCUAUACUUUGCACAGAUCGGCCAAUACGCAGAACCGCGGUUUCAAGGGUAUCUUCGAGUUUUCAGAGAGUUUUGUUAAGUUAGAUUUUAUAAGUAAACACGACGCCGAGCACAUUAGGGGCUCGGAGUGCGAUCAGAAAAUACUUAGUAAAAAAGAAUCUACAGGAUUCGUGUACCAUCCAAAUUAUCCAUUCCCGUAUAUACAAAAAGUUGUUUGUAGAUAUUUUAUAUAUGGUAUGCAAGAUUCCCAAAAUUUGGAGAGAGUCCGGUUAGAGUUCCAGAACUUUUCUAUUUCAAAAACUAUACCAAAAGGAGAGAGCCCCAAAGCGGACAGCGCAUGCCCAGAUGGAUACCUGAAGGUAUACCUCCGCGGCCAGGAGGCCACAGACUCAUAUGACAAGCACGAUGCGGAAUUGUGCGGGGAGAGGGAGGUGGGCCCACCCCCGUAUCCUCCCCCCCUGCUGUCUGACGGACCUCGCCUGGUCAUGGUGUUCAGCUCCGGUGACUACCAGGGACGAGGGUUCAAGGCUAAAUACACCUUUGAGACUGAAUACCGUGUGCCGGGCACGGCGGCACCCGACGGCGAAUGCGCGUUCACGUAUCGUUCGGAAGCGAAGAAGCGCGGCGAGUUCAAUUCCCCCCGCUACCCCUCCAACUACCCCUCGCGCACCAACUGCACCUACACGCUGGUGGCCACGCCCAACGAACAGGUCACCGUUGUGUUCGAUCACUUCAAAGUGCGCGCUGAUUCGUGGAACGCUACAGCUGGAUUGUAUGGCGGCGCGACAUGCAUGGAAGAUUGGGUGGAGGCCUGGUGGACGGGUCGCGAGGGCAGCCGUGUACCGUUGGGGCGCUGGUGCGGGCCUGCCACGCCUGGCCCGCUGCAGUCCCCACGCGGAGCCCUAGGCCUUCUCAUCGCAUUGCACACUGACUAUGAAUCGGUGGCGUCGGGGUUCAAGGCGCGAUAUGUUUUUGAGCCAGCGAAGUCUAUAUUCGGCGACUGCGGCGGCAACGUGUCGGGCUCGUCGUGGGGCGCGGUGACGUCACCGCGCUACCCGCAGCCCUACGAGCCGCCGUCGCGCGGCGCGGCGUCGCGGGUGUGCAACUGGUUCAUCACGGCGCGUCCCGGACGACGCCUGCUCAUCAACUUCGACCACUUCGCUGUGGAGGGGCAUCUCACUGAGCGCGGUUGCCCGGCGGCCGUUUUGCGCCUGUGGUACGAGAGCCCGGGCCCGCCGCUCGAGCUGUGCGGUGAGAAGGCGCCUUCGGACCGCUGGCAGUACCUCUCCACCUCUAACUCGAUACGACUCUCGUUCAUAAUAGCGGACAAGUCGGUGGGCGCGGGCGGCUGGCGAGCCAUCUGGUCGGAGGUGACGGUGGGCGGCACGGGCGACAACUGCCCCGCGGCGUGCGCCGGCGCGUGCCUGCCCGACCGCGCCGCGUGCUCCGGCCUGCAGCACUGCGCCGGCCAGUCCGCUGCCAAGCCGGAUUACUGCGGUGCGGCGUCGGGCCAGGCCGUGCCGCGCGCCACGCUCGUCGUCCUCUCGCUUGUGCUCGCCGCCCCGCACUGACCGGGCGCUGCACACGUGAGUCUAUAUAUUCCUUCACCCUCCCCCUUCACACCGCUUCCACAAUGCCUUCGCUAUCGCCUUGCACGUGGUGCCUCUAGUCCUAUCAUUCUGCUCAGCUU